Messenger RNA from Dryobates pubescens (Downy woodpecker), 1242 nucleotides. It is a transcript of the gene PSMD13, whose product is annotated as proteasome 26S subunit, non-ATPase 13. Gene Ontology annotation, molecular function: structural molecule activity. The transcript is spliced from 13 exons. The record is from RefSeq and is a predicted model, not a curated record. Lineage: Eukaryota; Metazoa; Chordata; Aves; Piciformes; Picidae. Gene Ontology annotation, biological process: ubiquitin-dependent protein catabolic process. The coding region runs from base 75 to 1205 and encodes 376 amino acids. Gene Ontology annotation, cellular component: nucleus; cytosol; proteasome regulatory particle, lid subcomplex.
GCCGGAAGUGAGUGUGCAUUUCCGGCGGGCGCGAGCGCGGCCGGCGGCCCUGCACCCCUGCCGCUGCCGCCGCCAUGAAGGACGUGCCGGGCUUCCUGCAGCAGAGCCAGAGCUCGGGGCCGGGGCAGGCCGCCGUCUGGCACCGUCUCGAGGAGCUGUACAACAAGAAGCUCUGGCACCAGCUGACCUUGCAAGUUCUGGACUUUGUUCAGGACCCUUGCUUUGCCCAGGGAGAUGGACUCAUCAAGCUCUAUGAGAACUUCAUCAGUGAGUUUGAGCACAGGGUCAACCCCUUGUCCCUGGUGGAGAUCAUCCUGCACGUGGUCAGGCAGAUGACAGACCCCACUGUGGCCCUUACUUUCCUGGAGAAGACUCGAGAGAAGGUGAAGAGCAGUGAUGAAGCUGUCAUCUUGUGCAAGACAGCCAUUGGGGCACUCAAGCUGAACAUUGGGGACCUGCAGGUCACCAAGGAGACCAUCGAGGAGGUGGAGGAGAUGCUGAACAACCUGCCCGGGGUGACCUCGGUGCACAGCCGCUUCUACGACCUCUCCAGCAAGUACUACCAGACCACCGGCAGCCACGGCUGCUACUACCGCGACGCGCUGCGCUUCCUGGGCUGCAUCGACGUCCAGGAGCUGCCAGUGUCGGAGCAGCAGGAGCGAGCCUUCACCCUGGGGCUGGCUGGGCUGCUGGGGGAAGGUGUUUACAACUUUGGGGAGCUGCUGAUGCACCCCGUGCUGGAGUCCCUGCGCGGCACCGACCGGCAGUGGCUGAUCGACACUCUCUAUGCCUUCAACAGCGGCAAUGUGGAGACCUUCCAGGCUCUGAAGUCAGCCUGGGGCCAGCAGCCAGACCUGGCUGCAAAUGAAGCACUUCUGCUGCAGAAGAUUCAGCUGCUGUGUCUGAUGGAGAUGACUUUCACCAGACCUGCCAACCACAGGCAGCUGACCUUUGAAGAGAUUGCCAAGAGUGCCAAAGUCACUGUGAACGAGGUGGAGCUGCUGGUGAUGAAGGCACUGUCAGUGGGCCUGGUCAAGGGCAGCAUUGAUGAGGUGGACAAGAGGGUGCACAUGACCUGGGUGCAGCCACGGGUGCUGGACCUGCAGCAGAUCAAGGGGAUGAAGGAGCGCCUGGAGUCCUGGUGCACGGACGUGAGGAGCAUGGAGAUGCUGGUGGAGCACCAGGCCCACGACAUCCUGACCUAGAGCCCCUGGCACUGCCCCUGGAGAGCAACCCUGCUGC